Messenger RNA from Psilocybe cubensis, 405 nucleotides. RefSeq lists its product as uncharacterized. Bases 1 to 405 code for a protein of 134 amino acids. The record is from RefSeq and is a predicted model, not a curated record. NCBI's taxonomy places the organism in Eukaryota, Fungi, Basidiomycota, Agaricomycetes, Agaricales, Agrocybaceae. The transcript has 8 exons.
AUGGCUACUCAGGGGGUCUCUCCCCUCUCCUCUGCUCUCCAAUUUUCUCCUGUUCGCUCCACCUCCAGUCAGCAGCAUCUCAAAGGUCAUCGUGUCGUCUGGUGCCCAAAGACGCCACGUCGAUACAUUCAAGCCGCUCGACGCACACAAGACCCCUCAAAACGACGACCUCGACUAUCACAACGUUGUCACCAGCCACCCGUCGAAUGCCAGGUCAUCGUUUCGGCUGACCCCCAAAGGCGCCACGUCAACACAAGCACCCUUGCCGCACACAAGACCCCUCAAUACCACAACCACGACCAUAACCAACCGCGUUCGCUGGUGAAGAUGCACAACAACAUUGUUCGGCUUCUUGAAUGCCAGGCCAUCGUGUCGUCUGGUGCCCAAAGUGAUGCGUCAGUGUAG